AUGGAGGGCAGUGGGGCUGAAAUUGGUGACGAAAAUGGUGAAGGUAGUCGCGAGGUUGAAGGAGAAGAAGAAGAAGACUUCAUAUGGAGGUACGAACCACAAUGCUCCUCCGACGAAGAGGAGGGUGGUGAGGAUCGUUUCACAACCCCAAAAAAGCGAACGGUUGUAACUGCCUACGGGGAAGAGGAGGAAGUUCUUGAAUUGAAGGUUGGUAUGGUGUUUCCUGGUUGGGAGGAGAUUGAACAACAGUUUAGGGGGUAUACCAAACAAAAGGGUUUUGGUGUUGCCCGUCGUUGUGGUUCGUUGAAAUCUUCGGUUAGCCACACAAAGGAUGGUUCUGAUAAAGAGAAAGGAAUCGGGAAAGAGAAGCGUAAUUGUUUGUGGACUUGUGAGUGCUAUGGUGUGCCGGAAAGAAGGCGCAAGGUGAUUGGGGAUAAGGUUGCAUGCGAUUCACAACUCCAUGAAGUAAUUGGGAGUGGGGAGAGGAAGGCUAGGGCUAGUGGUGGUGAUGCGAAGGCAAUGUUUGACUAUUUUAAGAAGACGAAAGCAGAUAAUUCUGAUUUUUUUCACGUGUACCGGCAAGGUGCAAAUGGGAUGUUGCAGGAUGUUUUAUGGGUUGAUGCUCGUAGUAGAGCUGCUUAUGAGGAGUUUGGUGAUGUUGUCUUCUUUGAUAGUACGUACUUAACCAAUAAAUAUAAAAUGCCGUUUGCAAACUUUGUUGGUGCAAAUCAUCAUGGUCAGAGCAUAUUACUUGGAUGUGCGCUUGUUUCGCAUGAAAAUAGUGACACAUUCGAGUGGAUUUUCGGUAAUUGGUUAGAAUGUAUGGGUGGUAAAGCCACAAUUGGGAUCUUGACUGAUCAAGAUCCCGCGAUGAGGAGGGCUUUGAGAUCAACCAUGAGCGAUACAUGUCAUAGGUGGUGCAUAUGGCACAUUCUUCAAAAGUUUAGUAGGAAGCUUGGAACGCCUUUAGAGUACCCCGAUUUAAAGGUAGACUUGGAGCGGGCAAUAUAUGAUAGUCUAACAUGUGAUGAGUUCGAAUUAAAUUGGGCAACAGUUAUGGAGAGGUACCAGGCAGAUGAUGAUUGGCUUGAAGGGUUGUAUGCGGAAAGGAACAUGUGGGUUCCUGCCUAUGUGAAGCAUUUAUUUUGGGCUGGCAUGAAGACUUCCCAACGAGUUGAAAGUAUAAACAACUUUUUUGACCAAUAUGUACACAGGCAUACUCAUUUGUAUGAGUUUGUUGAGGCUUACUGUGAACACUACUAG
Messenger RNA from Spinacia oleracea (spinach), 1263 nucleotides. Its product is annotated as protein FAR-RED IMPAIRED RESPONSE 1-like. The coding region runs from base 1 to 1263 and encodes 420 amino acids. Lineage: Eukaryota; Viridiplantae; Streptophyta; Magnoliopsida; Caryophyllales; Amaranthaceae. The transcript is spliced from 4 exons. The record is from RefSeq and is a predicted model, not a curated record.